AUGCUAGAUUGCCACAAAAGCAAACGGGAAGAAGAAGAUAAAAUGGGAAAACAGGCGUAUAGCCCUAAGGAGGAAGGGAAACAGAAAACUGGGAUUUUGAAGAAAGGUCAAGACCUCAAGGGGAAGGAAAAGGAAUGGCAGAAAGUUACAAGAAAAGGGGGUCCCAAAGUAACCGUGGAGGAGGGUCACCAAGUUCCUAAUAGUUUAUUGUAUCCUAAUGGCUUAAGUGAAGGAGUUAUUGCGGCUAAUAAAUUCAAUGUGCUAAACGGGGAUCACUCGGGCAAGGAUGUAGGAGAGGAGGAAAAUGCUGAAAUGGAGAAUCAUAACGGUACUCCAAUAAUUGAAAAUAGCACCACUGGAGGAUUAGAAGCAAAAGAAAAAGAGGACUUGUCCCUCUCAACGUCUAAUCAUGAAGGAAUUCAAGGAGUAGGAGUGGAAAAUGAAAUGUCUUCAAAUGCAGGAAGUCCAUCACGGAGCUUUGAGGGCAUGAAGGUCUACGAGGUUAUCGGCACUCCCUCUCAAACUCAGGGGACAGGGCCUGAUGAGGUGCAGCAAACGGGGAGCUGGGAAAGAAAGCUUAAGAAGCAGAUUAAAGAAAUUGAUUGUGAUGAACAAGAAGACCAUAGACUUGAUGAUGAGUUAUUUGGGGUCAUUCCUAAGCUUGUUGGACUAGGGGAUAAUGAGAAAUUGACUAUGGCUGCUACCUCCCUAGAAUUGAAACAGGCUUAUGGCGUUAGACCGCAGGCAAUGGAAGGCAUGACGGGUAUGGAUUUAUUGAGGACUUUAAAGGUGGAUAUGAGGCAUAAGCUAAGACCAAAGAUCAUUUGGGUCGACUGGUCCCCUCCUCCUUCUGGUUGUUUAAAGCUAAAUGUGGAUGGGGUAUCGAAAGCUGCCUUUUCUGCUCUUCCUUUUGCAGCUGCUUUUCAUGCGUCUGUUCACCUGAUUACAGCUGGGCUUCCAGCUGGUUUUCAAAUUGAUUUCCAGCUGGAUUUUCAGCUGCUGUUCAGCUGCUCCGCUGGACUUCCAGCUGGUUUUAAUGUUUCUCCAGCUGGAUUUUCAGCCGUUUUUCAUGCUUUUGCGCCAUUCAGCUGA
Molecule: messenger RNA, 1092 nt
Organism: Ilex paraguariensis (yerba mate)
Lineage: Eukaryota; Viridiplantae; Streptophyta; Magnoliopsida; Aquifoliales; Aquifoliaceae
Source: the annotation of a GenBank genome assembly